This is a messenger RNA of Venustampulla echinocandica, 2391 nucleotides long. Its product is annotated as Pre-mRNA-splicing ATP-dependent RNA helicase PRP28. Gene Ontology annotation, molecular function: ATP binding; RNA binding; RNA helicase activity. The transcript has 2 exons. The record is from RefSeq and is a predicted model, not a curated record. The coding region runs from base 1 to 2391 and encodes 796 amino acids. Lineage: Eukaryota; Fungi; Ascomycota; Leotiomycetes; Helotiales; Pleuroascaceae. Gene Ontology annotation, cellular component: catalytic step 2 spliceosome. Gene Ontology annotation, biological process: mRNA splicing, via spliceosome.
AUGAACGGAAGGCUACCAUCACCCCCGCCACCUCCUCCAGAUGCAUCAGUUCCACCUCCUCCUACCGAUAUAACACCACCACCUCCUCCAGAUGGACACGCUCCUCCGCCCCCCAGCGAUCUGCCUCCACCGCCUCCCUCAGACACAGUGCCACCGCCUCCUGAAGAACCUAUAAAGAAGAAUAAAGUUGGUUGGGGCGCGCCACGAGAUCGCGGACCGCUCAGCAUUGAAGAUAUUCUGAAGAAGAAAAAAGAGGCUGAUGAAGCCGCAGCCAAGCCUAAAUUCCUAUCCAAAGCGGCGCGCGAGAAGUUAGCUCUUGAGAAGAGGGCAAAGGAAGUCGAGGAACAAAAACGUAAAGUUGAGGCUGAAAGAAACGGCCGAAGCUUCGAAAAUGGCGAUAGGCCUAGACAGCAAGAGACCACUGGCCGGGGACAGUCUUCGGUUCCCACUGGCCCUCGAGCGAUGCGUCAUGGCGAUCCACCAUCUGGCCCUGGGGGCGGACGGAACGCCAAUUCAAAUCGGAAUGGAGGUGAAAUGCCACCGCCAGGUAGACCCGUUGUGGCCAGUAACAAGGCUUCUUUAGCUGGAGAGAAACGCCCAGCGAACGGCGAUACUACAGAAGCUUCUCUUACUCGGACGCGUUAUAUGGGUGCAGAAACCAACCAGUCGACAUUCUCAGCAAAGAAGAAGCGACGACGAACCACAGAGAAGAAGUUUAACUUUGAGUGGAACGUAGAGGAGGACACAAGUCCGGACUAUAACCCACUAUAUUCAACCCGCGCCGAGGCUAAUUUCUUCGGAAGGGGACGACUAGGUGGCUUUGCAGAAGAUGCGAGUGAAAGCGGUGCACUGAAGUACGCCAAGGCCCUUGAGGCACGGGAUACAGAAGCCGGUAGAGCCCGCGCUCAAGAAAUAUUAGAAAUGGAAAGAAGGAGAAAGGAGGAGGCAUCUGGAAGAAAUGCGCUUGACAAGCACUGGAGCGAGAAGAAAUUGGAGCAUAUGCGAGAAAGAGAUUGGCGUAUCUUCAAAGAAGAUUUCAACAUCGCCACCAAAGGAGGAGGAAUACCGAAUCCAAUGAGAACCUGGGAGGAAUCGAAUCUUCCCAAACGGCUAUUAGAUGUCGUUGCUCAGGUUGGCUAUGACGAGCCGUCAGCUGUCCAGAGAGCUGCAAUCCCCAUUGCUUUACAGGCUAGGGAUCUUAUUGGUGUUGCCGUAACCGGUUCGGGAAAGACAGCUGCCUUCUUGCUCCCGUUACUGGUAUAUAUCUCCGAAUUACCACCUUUGAACGAGUUUACAAAGAACGACGGACCUUAUGCCAUCAUCCUUGCGCCAACCCGUGAAUUGGCUCAGCAGAUUGAGGUGGAAGCACGGAAGUUCGCAACGCCGCUCGGGUUUACUUGCGUGAGUAUUGUCGGUGGUCACUCUCUCGAAGAGCAAUCCUACAAUUUGCGUAAUGGUGCCGAGAUUAUUAUCGCAACUCCAGGUCGACUAGUCGAUUGUAUUGAAAGGCGAGUCUUGGUUCUAGGCCAAUGCUGCUACAUAAUCAUGGACGAGGCUGAUCGCAUGAUCGAUCUCGGGUUCGAGGAAUCUGUCAAUAAGAUCCUUGACGCACUGCCGGUCACAAACGAGAAACCGGAUACCGAUGAUGCAGAGGAUGCUCAAGCCAUGAGCAGACAUCUGGGCGGCAAAGAUAGAUACCGACAGACUAUGAUGUACACAGCCACUAUGCCAAGUGCGGUUGAGAAGAUUGCGAAGAAGUAUCUUAGGCGACCGGCGAUUGUCACAAUUGGUAAUGUUGGAGAAGCUGUCGAGUCGGUCGAGCAGCGCGUCGAGUUCGUGUCGGGCGAAGACAAGCGGAAGAAGCGUCUCAACGAGAUCCUGGCCUCGGGCGAAUUCCAGCCUCCUAUCAUUGUUUUCGUCAACAUCAAGCGAAACUGUGAUGCUGUGGCUCGAGAUAUCAAGCAUAUGGGUUUCUCAUCUGUCACUUUGCACGGUAGCAAGACGCAGGAGCAGCGUGAAGCCGCAUUAGCAUCAGUCCGAUCUGGCGCAACCAACGUCCUAGUUGCCACAGAUCUCGCAGGAAGAGGUAUUGAUGUACCGGACGUGAGUCUCGUCGCCAAUUUCAACAUGGCCACCAACAUCGAAAGUUACACCCAUCGUAUCGGUCGUACAGGUCGUGCAGGCAAGAGCGGUGUCGCGAUCACCUUCCUAGGCAACGAGGACGCAGACGUCAUGUACGAUCUCAAGCAAAUGCUAACCAAGAGCUCGAUAUCCAAAGUGCCCGAAGAACUAAGGAAACACGAAGCUGCGCAGCAGAAACCUACGAGAGGUGGCGGAGGGAAGAAAAUGGAAGAGAGCACGGGAUUUGGAGGGAAGGGUGGAGGUUGGUGA